CUAUAUAACAAUCAAGAUAAUGAAAGGCAAAAGAGAUAUCUCACGAAGGAAGGACUGCAAAUCUAUCACCUUCUACAAUUUUGAUGAUCUCAAGAGACUCAACGAGGACCUUACCUCUAUAAGUAACGCUGACAACGAAGACUCCUCUCGGCUCCAUUAUAGCUUUAAGAAGAAGGAUCAUAGUUUCAGGAAUACAAAGCAUAACUUCAGCAAGAACAAGAGGUUUUUCGAUAGGAUUAACAAAUCAAGGAAGGAGAAUAAGAUUACACCCAAGGUAGAUGACACAACUGUGAUCUCUGACUCCAAUUCGACUUAUCUGAACUCUUCGAUGCCAAAGAAGAACAAAUAUAUAAAGCUUAAAAUCAAACCAGUGGAGGCUAUAACAAUUUUUAAUAAGCAGGAUAGGAAAAGAAAGUCUAGAACAGAAAAGAAGGUUAAAAAUUCGAAAAGACUAUCUCAAAAGCCAAACUUCCAGACUCUUCAGAAGUUACUCCAAGGAGUGCCUCUUGAGACUAUGAAUUAGCGGCAGUAGUUCUAUCAUGGCCCGUUCUAAUAUUAACAAGAACAUCCAGGAUCCAGUUGAGAACUUGCAUUCGCAUCUUUUGCGGUUACAUAAAGAGAAGAAGCAAUGGUUGAAUAAAACGGCUAUUCCGAAUCCUAAUUCUAAUCUAUCCCAGACCUUAUUGUCACUAGCACAAUCCAGUAACAACUCAUGGGUUCACCAUAAGUCCCUAGACUGCAUUAAAAAGGAUCAUAGGAACAAAAUGCUGCCAAAGAUUCUCAGACUUCGGGAUAUCACUGGUGUAAAGGAAAGACCUCCUUUUUACAAACUGCUAGAUAUAUCAAAACCUUAUAACUUGCAGAGUUUCGUGCCUCCGCCAUUCCUGUCGAUUAAGAAGUCUACCCCAAUCUUGGCUCAGAAGUUAAACCAGAGUUUAUCAAAGAUCAGGCCCAUCUUGGCUCGUUCGAAGAAUAAGACUUCGCACAGUGUGUUGCCCACGAACAGGUUUCCAGUCAAACAAGAGGUUAGGAGACUAGAUAAGAGAGAAGAAACAGAGAAAAGAACAGAGCUUUAUAAGCUUCAAGUUCCCAGAAUAAUCGCAAAGUCACGAAGGAUAUAAAGAUCAGUGGUUAUAUAAAUUCCCUAUGUUUGUG
Moneuplotes crassus is the source of this 1155-nucleotide messenger RNA. The record is from the annotation of a GenBank genome assembly. NCBI's taxonomy places the organism in Eukaryota, Ciliophora, Spirotrichea, Euplotida, Euplotidae.